UCUUUCGCUGAGGCGCUGAUGCUUCAUGCAGGCGAGCUUAUUCACUGGUAGCAGAAAGCUCUCAUGACGGUGGAUGUGAGAGCCUUGUGGAUUUGCUCCAGUCUCAGUGGAAUUCAUUGCACCAGGAUCCAAAACAACAGACAGAGGAUGCGACCAUGGAUGGAUGCUAGCAUCCAUGUGGGCCAGUGACGUCUGCACCCCCCUCUGCGGCUACCUUCUUCAUCAUAAGGAUGCUUCUAGCAGCACUGACCCAGAUUGUGAAGACCCGGCUCUUCCCUGUGCUCUGAUCCUCCGGUGGUCUGUGAAUGUGAUGUGCGAGAGGAAUGCUCUACACCUCGGCGGAGAGAGCUCAGCCUGCUGCCUCUGCUGACAUCUGUCUCUGUGGAUACACACAGCCACCGGCAGGCUACGCCACCAACACUGAUCCAUAACAAUAACCCCAGCUGGAGAACAAACAGCACCUGGCCGUGGAGAGAAGAGAUAGGGAGUCUCAGCAGGGGGGGCGGCAGAUGGUGACACUGCAGCAGCACUUCUCCAGCAUGGAGGAGACGGUGCGGACGCUACUACAGAACCAGGACCCACUCGAGGGGCCCAAAGUGGACCCACUGGACCUGAUGAAAGCUUACAAGGACAAACUCCUGGAGGAGAUGUGGAAGCAGCAGGACAGCCUGGAGGGUCCCACUGCCUCCACCGCAGAGAGGCCUGCUGAGCUGGACGCCGCAGGGUCGGAGGACAGCAACCCCCUGCUGCAGCGCCUCAGAGCCCUGGAGGCUGAGAACUCUGCUCUGUCCAUGGAGAACGACACUCAGAGGAAGCAGUAUGAACGCUGUCUCGAUGAGGUUGCCAACCAGGUGGUCCAGGCGCUGCUCACACAGAAGGACUUGAAAGAGGAGUGUGUGAAGCUGCGAACUCGGGUGUUUGACUUGGAGCAGCAAAACCGCAUACUGAGUGUUCUGUUUCAACAACGUGUCAAGAUGUCCACGGCUCCUGUCUCCCAGGACGUCCAGAGGAAUGGAAAAGCGGGUGUUCCUGCAGGAAGGUGGCCCAGCCUGCUGAGUCUCACCUGCCCACGCAGCAGCGGCAGCAGUGGCAGUGAACUGUCUCUGUCCAGUGCUUGUAGUGAAUACUCCAGUGGCUCCCACACCUGGGCGGAGGGGCGUGGAUACUCCAAACAGUGUGCCACAAGUCGGGACAAAAGGAUGAGUACGGGUUCAGUUUCAAGUAAUCACUCUGCACCCAUCGAGCAGACAGAACUAGGAUGGAAAGAAGGCCACAUUCUGAAAGGCCUGAAGCGUCUCCAAAUGUGCAACUCCAAAGAGGCAUCCUCAGCUGCUGCUGUACAACACUGCAAAGACUGUAUGACCUCCAACGAGGGCAUAUACUCAUUUGGUUUCAAGUGUGGCCAACAGAGUACUACCAAGCAGGUAGCGUCUACAAAUAAACCGUUGAAGGCUGGAGCAGGGACUGCUGCCCUCGACUCUGAUGAUGCAGAUGAUGAAUCAACUAAAUUACAAAGUAGUGGAUCCAAUGACCAACCAACAAAAGAGCUAGUUUGCUUGAAGAAGCUGGAUGUCACAAGAGAUAAUGACAACAAUUUCCAAGAAGACCCUUUAAAACUUGAAGGGGAUUCUGGUCCUUUUCCUUCCCCUGUCAUAGACAACUUCUUAUUUUUGGACGACCCCACAGUAAAACCUGGCGAAAGCCCAACCGCUAGCAUCACGCAUUUGGAAGAAAACAACAAAGACUCACUAGAAAAACAAAAGCCUUCAGGCAUGAAGUUAAGUGACAAAAAUAAUAACCAGGAAAGGUCUACUGACCGUAAAUCCAGACUCGAUCAUGUCAAAAAAGAACAGGGUAGACUUGCACUUACACAAGUUGAAGCUGGGAACAUAGAAAUGAGCUCUUCUGUUCAGCAUUCUGCAACUAAAGCUCUGAGCUGUGUGAACGUGGCCAGACAGCGUAGCUCCUCUAUGGAGGUUCCUCACUACAGAGACCACGUGAGUCAAGCUGAAAACCAGAACCACACCAUCUCAGAAUCUUCUCCAAGGAAACCUAAACCUCAGCUUUGUGACUCUGCAAGAAAGGCUUUUAUUCUGCGGAGCAAGAGUGCGGAUGGAGGGAAAGAACAACCUAAGCAUACACAUUCACCUCUCCAUCAGAAGCUUAUUAAGGGCCACAGGUCCAAAGGACAAUCAAACCCUCCUGGACAAAGUGUUCCUAGCAAAAGGACAGAUCUCAGCCAAACAAAUUCUUCAAGCAAGGGAUCAGUAUGUCAAGAUGAGAAAGAGGAGGAAGUUGCACUAUCAACAAAUUCCAAGUCUCUAAAGAGUGUGCGCUCUCCGCUUGCGUCCCCCAUGAAACAUUCAAAGGCAUUUAAGCCUCCAGGGAACAAUGAAUGUUCAAAGAGCCCAACUAAAUCACCUUUGCAACUCAAUAGACUUCAAUCAAACAAUGAGCCUGUGGAAGAGAGCAUCUAUGACAACUUACCCUGCUCUCCACGAAAACAGCGACGCAAAGACCAGCAAUGUGAAAGCACCCGUUCAGAAAUGAGGUCCCCAUCCCCUCCACCACCCCCAGGUCGAACAACUUCUCUAGUCCUUAGGCCAAGUAGUGACAGCUUACUUAAAGCAACAUCUGCAGGUCAGCCUCAAAGCUCUACUACUGGGAAGACAACAUCGAACAUCACAAAGCAACAAUCAAAUAGUUCUUCAAUUUCACAGCUGCAACAAUCCAACACCACAAAGGACAAUCACCAUGCAGCCCCACUAUUUGGUGCUGAUGGUAAGCCAACAAAGGAUAUUCCUGCCAAAGUUUACCAUACCAACUCAUCCAAAAUGACCUCUGUCCAGGCUCGAGAGUCUUCAGAGUUAGUCCAGCUCUCUAUGGACAGAACUGCCACAUGCCAUAAUGAACAUGGUGCUCCCAAUAUAUUUCCAACUCAAAGCGUCUUACAGAGAUCCCAACAGAGCAUUAGUGAGCCAAAACUUUCAGAAUUCUUGCCUCAGGCAUAUUCUAAUGUUUACUACCAUGGGGUUGCCAAUAAUCAUCAAGGUUCCACCUCCAGAGCUGUCAAAAUGGCUCUUCCUUUUAAUGCUAGAUCUCAUGAGACUAUUGCUGGACAGGAAACGGGUACCUUCCUAGUUUUUGGAAGAAACAACAAAGAUGACAUUAACUCUACUGCAAAAAGUAUCAAUACCUUUCAGACUUUUACAUGUGAUCCCCAGAUGAAACACGAAUGUGGAGCUCAUGAUAAAGUCCGGCGGAAGAUUGAGACCCGAUGUAACUCGCUGGAUUCUGAACCCCCAGUUCAACCUGUGGCAUCGGACAGCGGUGUGAUGUUGGAUUGGGGAUUUGAUGAGGAAGGUUGGCUGUUUAAACGGUCUGUGUCUGUGUCAACCAGACCUCCCCUUAAGCCAGUAAUGGGCAUGAAUGGGGCUAAGGCUCGUAGCCAGAGCUUUGGUGCACGUUACAUGGAUAGGCCAAGUUUCAACAGAUCUGGAAAGGUCCGUACCCAGAUCAAAACACAGUCAGGGAGCUCCUUGAACUCUCUGAGUGAUGUCCUUCCAGGAAGCAUGAGCUGCUCCAGCAGCUACCAUUGUCCAAUGAACAGAUCUCUUUUAAACAAUUUCUUGAUUGAAGAGGGCCUGACAGCCCCUACACAUUUGGGCUCCUCUACUGAAAGACUUCAGAGUCUUAAACACCAACGAGAGCAAGCUAGACGCCUUCAGAUUGAGCAACAGUUUUCAAGCGCCUUUGGCGAGCCUGUUUCCGAAGAGCCCGAGGGGCAGAGUACUAUAACCACAAUCGAAGAGAAAGUGAUGCUGGGCAUAGAAGAGAACUUGCACAAGACUCAUGAGCAGGAGAGAACCACCGAAGUGAAGCAAAAAUCCGGUUCAACCUUGGCAAAUUGGUUUGGUUUUCGUAAGAGUAAGCUUCCUGCUCCAAGCAGUAAAAAGAGUGAUCCACCAAAAGUAAAAGAGGAAAAAAGGGAGCAAAAGAUUACAUCGCUUCUGGGAGGAAAGCACUCAAAGUCGGACAAAAAGAAAGACAGAAGAAAAAGUGAUGGAAAAGAGUGCUCUGUGGGGAUAAGAGAGUCUCAUGAUGCAGUUCGGUCAUGCAUCUCAAUGCCCUGCCCAGGAAUGUCCCUGAGUGAGAUACAAGGACACACUGAAAUCAUCGGGGACCCGAAGAUGCAGGUGAUGAACAUCAGGGCCGAUAAUGAAAAUGGAUCCACAGUGAAGAGCCCCAACCAGGAUGCUGUACUAGGCUCCGGCUGCAAGAUGCGAACAUUGGACAGUGGGAUCGGGACCAUCCCCCUUCCUGAAUCCUGCUCCUUCUUCUCCUCCAUUCUGCAACUCCUCCCUAAGUCCUCCUCAACCCCAGACCAGUCCCUCAGUCCUCCCAGUGUCCUUGGUUCCUCCAACGAGGAUGUGUUUCCUUCCCCUUUACCCCGCUGGAGAAUACCCUCCGGCUUUAAGGACAGCAGCCAUGCAGGGGGGCCAAACUCCUUCUCCGGCUCCUCCAUGACCCAUAUCCAAUCAGUGCCUUUCCCCACUGUGGCCUUCCUCCAGCCCAUCCAACCCCAGUCCCAACCCAUUGUGACCUGUGCAAGUGUGUGUGAUACCCGGAGCAGGCUGCCCAGACCCCCCCCAGGUGGGUUGGAACCAAAGAAGUUGACCUAUAUCAAAUCCAAAACUCGAGCCACUUCGAGCCAACAGAAAGAGCAGACAAGACCUCAGCUCGCCAACUAGUUUACAGAGCUGACUGAGUCUACCUGAAGCAACGAAUCAAUCUCACUCUAACACAUAUGAAGAAUCCCUAAAUCCCAAAGUUUGGACACUGUGUCUCUGUAUCAGGAUGAAACACUCAGAGCUGGACAACCAGUGAGCUUGGCAUCGUGGGCUUCCAGCUGAGCUCAUUGUGGGGUUGAGAUACUGAGUAGCAUUUCAGGUGUAGUAAUGAACCUUCUGGCAGCCAUUUUGGCGGUCUGCAGCUCCAUGGCAUCAGCUGUGAGUUGCUCACUGAAUUCCUAAACGUACAGCUCUGCUGUCUCACAAGACUGGACUCAAACAGACAUGGUUAUUUUACCUGACAUUUUAUUCUCUAUUUUUAACUCUAAGAAGUAGAAACAUCAAAAUGCCAGGCUUCUUUUGUUUUGUUAAUAUCAGUUUAGCUAUUGUAGCCCUUUCAUGGCUCACUUUAAUCAUCAUGUAUGCCCAGUUUAAACUAAUGUUUGACACCAUUAGCAUGUUUACAAUGCAAACAACAUAAGUUGUUAGCUAGCAUAGCUAACUCUGCUAACUGUUGGUGGUUUAUGCCACUAAUCUGAAGGAACAGACAAACUGAACCACUAAACUAAGACAACACGCACAUUACGGACAACUGUUAUAUCUGCUUCUUUGGGGUGGAGGUUAAAACUGUACCGAUAAUAACAAUUGUACAAUAUUUACCAUAUGUGUGCAGUCAUUUGACCGACUUACAAGCAUUCAAUACUGUGGACUGUACCCAUAUAACUGCCAAAAGUAACAUGAUCAUUUUACCAUUUUCUGAAGUUGAUUAGUCUUCCAGUCCUGGUGGGGGUCUAACGAGCCAUUUGGCAGUGCCAUGUAUAGCAAAUACUAAGCCUGAACAUUGCUGUAUAAAGCUAUACAGCUAACAUUUUAGCAAAUAAUUACCCACUUACAUAUCCAGCAGACAAAAAGAAAAAUCCUAUUUCUACUAGUUUUAGCCAAUGUACACAUCUAAUAUUGAAAGCUAUUGAGUCUUUAUCUCUGUCUUGAACAUAGUAGCUCUUCAGUUGGAUGGCUUCAUCUCACUGUGCAUCUGUACAACCAAACCAAUGAGCUCAGAGAUAAUAGAAAUUACAGGCUCCAAAUUGAAAACAUUUUCACAAGUGCAACCAAUUCACCACCAGACCCGCAUGUUGGCACCGGCUCUCGUUACUUUGGAGAAUAAUAAUGAAAAUGACCCCCCCCCAAAAAAAAAACCCCCUGCUAAACAAAGAUUAGUUAUCACAUUCAUGUUCAUUCUCCAGCAACGUAGGAUCAUUUUAGUCAAUGAUACUAACAACUAACACAUAUUUCACUCAUCUUUUUCUGAUGGAACCUGAUCAACUCAAGACAACUAACUAUGGUUUCCAUCCUGAAGACUCUAUCUGUACAGCACUAACUACUGAUGGCCAAUUCAUGAGCUUCUGACUUAGCAAUGUGAAUCUUUAAAGUGUGCACAAUAUCUUGUUGGAAACUUAUUUUAUUGUAACAAUGUUAAUCUCAACUUGCAUGCAACCAGUGUCUGGGCUUAUUCUAACCACAGAUAUCCAUCUUAUAGAGAGUUUCAUCACAACAGGUUUAACUUGAUAUGCACUGCUUUUUUUACCCACUCUGAAAUCUCUCGUAACAAAAGCAAAGGUCUUCUACACUGAGUGUGAUACGACCGCCCUGAGAGGAAAGAGAGAAUAAAUUAAUUCUGGUAAUCCAUUUUAUAAGUCUUAUCUAAUUGGUUUCCCUUCUGUGCUUAUAACUGAAGUAAAAUUCACAAUACAAGGGUUUAUGCCUUGAUUUUAUUCUCCAUCUGUAUAAAGAGAAACAUGUUUUGUCUUUAUUUUUUUCUAAAUGACCUCUAUUUCCUCUUUGAAAACAUUUGGGAAUACACUUUUGGUAUGUAAGUAAGUUAUUGCUUCUUGUUAAAAUAUUCAUCAGUUAUGGUUAUUAAUGUAUCCCAAUAAAAAUAAAAGAUUUCCAACUGGCAAAAUCUUUCAGAUAAACACAGGAGGAAAAACAAAAGGCAUCAGUCUUAGAAUUAUGAUCACCAGGAUUGGUUUUCCUCACUUGACAGGGCUUCGUAGUCUGACUAUCAACUCUCAAGUGGUUAUAUAUAUAGGUGUCACAUUCUGAAAACAGUGCACAUCCCAUCUUGCAAUGAAACUCUUCAAACGUAAACUGCAUUCUGUAUUUUUUACAUGUGCCACAGUUAUGACAUCAGGACAGUGAGUUUUGCAUGUUACCUUAGUUAGAAAGCACCGGGUAGGCACAUGGUGGACAUUGUUGUGCUAGCUCAGGGAAAGUACUCUUUAUUGUCUCUGAUAGAUGCUGUGGAUUCAUUAAGUAAACCUCAACUUUAAUAUGUUCAGUCAUUUUACAGCAGCCAGUGAAGACACCACAUUUCACUGUAAUGCUUUAAAGAUGUCAAUAUUUUCCUCUUGUCUGUUUUUGUCUGUACAUUUAACCGUGUAAUAUCUCACCAGUUUCUCUUUAUUAUGUAUGCCGUGUCUUUUACUGUGUGUUAUUGGUGUUUUGAAUGCAUCCCGACAUACUCGACAGUUUUAGCUGCUUUGCGAUGUUUCCCCUCACACCUUCUUCAGCUCCCUGCCUUUUCAUGCGUAGAUGUUUGCCAAAAUGCAUAUUGCCAAAAUCUGCUAAUCACAUAUACAGAAUCAUGAAUGCAACUGAAUCUACAUAUCGAGCUCGUCAUGGUGACAAUAGCCAUAAUCUUUUGAAACACUAGAGACAGUUUACAUUGAUUUAGAACUAUGGAGCACGGCAAGGUUGCACAAUAUCAUUAGUCAUGUCAUCUUACUGUAUUUACCUCUUAAACCUUUACUCACUUGCUACAUGUCAAUGUUGAAGGUCAUGUUUGUUGACUUAAGUGGUUCGAUAAAUGAAAUAUGUAGCGUACACAGGUGAGACGAGGCGUCUAUGGAUCAGGGACUGGCUGUAGUGAUACGGGUAGCUGGAGCAUGGUGUCUGUGUUUCUGAAAUGGCUCACAUAAUAAAGAGCCUCACCCUCACAGGAGUAUUGUAUUUUUCUAACAUUUACUCUAAAGAUCUGUAUUUGUAUUCAGCACUAAUGAGUGUAAUUUACCAUUUAUUGCACAUAUUGUUACUCACUAUGACAGGUGUUCUCCCUCUAAAUGUUUUUUCUUUCAGAACCCAAUAAUAACAGUUUUGUUUUUGUGUGACAGUCACCUUAGCAGUAGCCUACCAAUUGAGAAUUGUAUAUUACUGAUAUUCUUUGUUUUAUGUAAUAGAUGAAAUAAAAAAAUAAACUAUUUCAAUACUUACAUUAAA
Messenger RNA from Eleginops maclovinus (Patagonian blennie), 8066 nucleotides. Its product is annotated as nck-associated protein 5-like. The transcript is spliced from 14 exons. NCBI's taxonomy places the organism in Eukaryota, Metazoa, Chordata, Actinopteri, Perciformes, Eleginopidae. The record is from RefSeq and is a predicted model, not a curated record. The coding region runs from base 510 to 4751 and encodes 1413 amino acids. Gene Ontology annotation, cellular component: microtubule plus-end. Gene Ontology annotation, biological process: microtubule bundle formation; microtubule depolymerization.